GCGCAACGUGACGCUUGAUCCUAGCCUACACCAAAGUCUCUCUAUCGGAGUGUAUCCCCGCCACCGCCAAAGCAUGGUGACUUGUUUGGAAUAAACUUAUAACCUGAUCAACACCCUGUCUCACCGCUUGACCCCGGUACCCCGGACUUGCACAGGUAUAUAUCGUCUGCGGACCCAGACUCUUACCAAAGUUUCUUCGCACCAAUAGGCCCAUUACCUCCAUUCUCUCACGCGAUCCCCCUCACCAUAUUCAGUACUGAAACAUAGUCCUUUUAUGGCUAAGUCGACCGUGGCCAGACUCGCGUCCCAGAAGUCUCCAGCCCUAGCAAGCAAUCCAUCACCUUUCAUGGAUCCCCGACCACCACCAGGAAAUCCAGCGACAACUGCGGAGAUGUGGGACAGGUACGAGAGACAGGCUGUGGAGACGGCAAGAAUGAGAGAGAGGACUAUGCAACCGCCACAGCCUCAACGCCUAGUUAUUCCAAUCAGAAACAAAUGGACCAAACCAGACGAUGUUUCGCCGACAGUACCAAGCUUCGACUUCAGAAGACGCGGCCAUACAGCAACGGUCUCGACUACAGUGGCUAUCUGCAAGACCUGUACACUUCCUAUUACCUAUGCCUCUGGAGUCUGCGAAAGCUGUACAAGAACCAUCAUCCUGCCAUCGGCCAGCGGCGAAACCACUCCGCCUAUCAGUCCCGCCUCGCGCAACUUCGCCUCUACUGACCUCAUCAAACUUCGCAAGAACUCAUAUGGGGAAGAUGUCAACGUCCGAACAUCAACAACGUCAUCGCGACGAACGUCGUACUGCCCACUACCAGCGCACCUUGCAGACCCCUCAUUCCGACUCUCCACACUACAGCCACCGCCCGAAUUGGAAGCAUUCUCAAACGACCCUAUCCGCACCAGAAGAAAGACGUCCCUCACAGACCCCAACGAGCCAUUCCUUCGCCUACAGAUCGCGCAACAAGCACCUUUACCCCGAUCUGCAAUGAACUCACCACCCAUAACCCCCACAUCACCACCACCAUGGGCAACCCACUCUCGCUCUUCCACACGGCGCUCCAGUCUAGCAAACGCGGCACUGCUACCAAAGCCCGCCUAUCCACACGCGCGCACCGACAGCGUGGCCUUGUCAGAAUACAGCACCCUCUGCCCAAUCCAAACCACACUAACAACAAAACUGGAAAAUACAAUCAGCGCCUGGGACGACUGGGACAGCGACAAUGAAGACGCGGAUAGAGCUGGUUUGGCGAGCUGGAUGGGUCGGCGCAAAACCAAGGGUCGAGGCAGUGAACGGCCCCGGGAAGGCAAAGGCAGUAUGGACAGCACCGAAAGCGAUAAUGACGCGACAAGACCUAGUCUCUGUCUGCGGGAGACGCCUAAGAAGGUCAAGAAGAGCAUGAACAUUAGUAAGGAAGACCAGGGUUUGGAGCGCGCUAGGAUUGAGGCAGCGGAGAAUGCGAGGGCAAGGCGGCGAGAUGCCGAACAGAAGCUUGCGAAGAAGAAACCGAGUGGGUUCAUCAGGGCGAUUACUUGUGGGAAGAGUGAUACUGAUGAUUGAGUUUGUUCACGAGCACUACUUUUCCUUUUGUUUUGGUUCAAGCAAGGCGUUUACGAUGGGCGAGAUUACUAGGGAUGAUACCAAGUGUUGGUCGGCAUGCAAAAC
Alternaria rosae is the source of this 1669-nucleotide messenger RNA. RefSeq lists its product as uncharacterized. The record is from RefSeq and is a predicted model, not a curated record. Bases 275 to 1564 code for a protein of 429 amino acids. Lineage: Eukaryota; Fungi; Ascomycota; Dothideomycetes; Pleosporales; Pleosporaceae. The transcript has a single exon.